UUUGAAUCGUCAUCUCCAAAAAUUGUGAAAUUGGACACCUAAGAGUAUAUUCUAACCCUUUCUUAGAACUCUCCUUUACAUUGUUUCCCGAUCGAAAUGUAGGACCAGAGUCAGAUCACACCCGCUCGUUUUAAUCUUAAAUGGAUAUUGCAUGUAAUGUCAACCCUUACAGGAAUCCGACACCACAAUAAUUAAACGGGAUAUGCACCGAGGGCUCAACUGGUGGCGCAUUGGAUGUAGGAAGCGGUCGUAUUUCCCCUGCUGCAGAAGGGUGAAGGAUGGAGGGAGAGACGGAGAAGGAGACAGCGGAGGAGAAGGAGAGUGAUGAGACACAGCCGUUUGCUGGGGAAGGGGCAGGGCGACUUCGUCAGAAUGGAGAGUCCUCUGAGGACGACCAGGACCUACCCAUCAUGCACUGGGAAGACCUGAGCCUGAGGAUCGCUGAACUGGAGAAACAGGAGGAGGAGAGGAGAGAAAGGGCAAAGAGUACGAGUGGGUCGGAACAGGGGAGUGUGUCAGGGGGCUGGGCGGAAGAGAGGCAGGGUGGGCUGUGGAGGAAAGAUGAAUGGGAGGAUGAGGAGGACUACGGAAGAUGUCGAGUCACGGUCGUCUCGUCUAGAUUCCACAACCAAAAAAAUCUACAGUUAUGCUACAUCAACAACAGUGAGAGUGAGGAUGAGGAGGGGGCUGUCAAAGAAGGUUCUAUAGGACCAGGUAGCUAUGGUUACCACCCCUCUGGCCUGAAGUUGGAAGUGAGGGCCGCGCUGAGUGCGCUCAAAAACAAGCUGUUAGCUGAACAGAAAGAGGAGCACCUUGCCUGCAGUAGUGUGAUCACUAAGAGGACGCAUCUGGAACGCUGUGAUCUGCAGACCUGCUCAAUACAGCAGCUCAACUCCCUCAGGACCUCACUCAACCACGACAUACACGACCUGAGCUCAGAGUUGGUGGGUCACCUGUUGAUAAGGGACCAGCUGAGAACCAAACAGGACGCCAUGCUCCUGGACGUACAGGAUCUGACAUAACCCUUACCCACAGGUGCACAGGACAGGAAGACAUUGUGCUCAACAGUGGAUAAAGUGAUGCUGUCCAAGAUAUGCCACUAUGAGACUGUCAGAAGUGUUGCCAUAAUAUCCUACUUAACAUAUGAUUCUUCUAUAAAAAGGAGAAAUGUUGAUGAACACUAAUGAGCACCAUCUUGGACCGGCAUCAUAAUGCUAUCCACAUUACACAGGCAUGGUACGGAUGCUCAGCUAUGAAAAGCCAACUGACAUUUACUUCUGAGGUACUGACCUGUUGCACCCUCUACAAUCACUGUGAUUAUUAUUGGACCCUGCUGGUCAUCAAUGAAUGUUUGAACAUCUUGAAGAACAAUCUGGCCUUAAAUGGCCAUGUACUCUUAUAAUCUCCACCCGGCACAGCCAAAAGGGGACUGGCCACACCUCAGAGCCUGGUUCCUCUGUAUGUUUCUUCCUAUGUUCCUGCCUUUCUAUGGAGUUUUUCCUGGCCACCAUGCUUCUACAUCUGCAUUGCUUGCUAUUUGGGGUUUUAGGCAGGGUGUCUGUAUCUACUUACAUCUACUGAUGUAAAAAGGGCUUUAUAAAUACAUUUGAUGGAUAACUUUCUCCUCAUCACCCCCCCUGAUCUCGAACAGCAUAAUCUUCAUUAUCAUCAUUAGUGGAGAGAGUACUGUAUUAGGACUUAUUUUGAUGUACGCAUGCACGUAAUUACCAAAAAACAUUUCAUAUCAGAAAGAGGAGUUUAAGCCAUUUGUGAUGUUUGAAACAUUUCUAAUAUCUGACUCCUAGUCCAUUGCCAGUGGUAAGAAAAAUAAUAUUUUUCUUGGGAGAACCUUCAGACGGAGAAUCUUCACAGCCAUAGUUUAAACCAUUUACAUAUCUGAGGGAUACCAGAUUUUCCACAAGUUUCAUUGUGUAAAAAUUGCAAUAUCCUUGACUUAAUAAUGUAAGGGAAUUUUACACUUAACAGCCUGUGUAAAACAAGCUAAGGGGUUACAUAUUCAGGCUAAAGGGAGCUGUCCUGUAACAAUUUGGUGGAGAAGCUUCUUUGUUUCUAAUUUAGGAGAAUUAUCCUCUUGUAUAGUUGCUGAUGUAAGGGAAUUGUCCACUUAUAUUGCCUAUAAGCCUUUGGGUAUUGACAUGUAUGUUGACUCUUGUGAUAUACCUAGGUGGUUUGCGUCCAUAACUAUAACCACUAUCAGCAUAGGAAACCACAAAGCUGCUAUUGUGUGAUUCCAUGUGAGCAAAGCCCCAAAAUAAUUUUGUAUCUCAGAUUGUUCUGGCAUUUAUCACAUAGAAACGUCAUUGGGAAGAUGAAUGUUUGAUAGGCUUUUUACAUUUGUGACACACACCAUUUUUUGGAAAAUGAUUAUAGUGGUCAUUUUAGGCCCUUUUUAGAAAUAUUGUUUAUAACAAUAUACUCUACAAGUACAUCAGCGUUCCAGAGUGGGCUCUCUGCUACUUUUAAAGUUAUAAACAAUUUUAUGAGCACCAUCAACACAGUGAAAGGAAAAAUUGAUUCAAAAGGAACUGUGAUAGGUCCUUCCUUAACCAAUGUCAAUUUCUAUGUAUUAAAUUGAUAAUUUCUUCAAAAUUAGCAGAGCCCACCUUCGAAAUAUGUGUUUGAAGAGUAUAUUGUUGUAAACAAGAUGCCUAAAAAUAAGCUAAAUCAAAAAUGGUACCUUUGAGAUGUUGAUAAUAUUUUUAAUGUUGAAUACAUUAAUGGGAUUUUUGUUUUUCAGAAUACAGCCGUAAUCCAUAUUUUAAAGCACACUAUAAGGAGUACAAUUACACCAAGAUGGCUGUACCGUGUACGUUUCACAGUUUAUAGGGUCUAAAAGAGCCUAAAAUGGCCACAUUCAUCAUGAUUUUCAAAAAAAAUGGUUUGUGAUACAAUGUAUAAGGCACGUUAAACAUCCUUCAUCUCAAUUAAGUUUUUAUGUGAGAAUUGCCAGAACAUUUUGAGAUACUCUAAAAAUAAAUUGGGCCAUGCUGGAGUGGAAUUGCCUUGUUCCAUUCAUUAUGUCUAGGUAAAAGAGAUUUUCCUGACCAUGUGACCUCACCAGUAGCAAACACCAGGCUCUAGUUACUGACCCCCUCUUUCCUGUUCAAGUCAUAUAGUCAGGAAAAACUCCUGGCCAUAUGACCUAUUGUGCCUUGUCAGGCAAUUAUUAUAUGUCGUACUUUCACAAUCUUGUGUAUUUGUAGGUUGAUGGAAGAAUGAACUGUGAUAGCAGAUUCAUAGCUAUGGGAAGGGGAUGAGUGCCCUGAAGUAACAUUUAACUUUUUUGUCUCUGAAGUAUUUUUCAGUAUUUACUUUAAAAAAUUAUUUUGCAUUCAUUAAACCUUAGUUAUUUCA
Molecule: messenger RNA, 3375 nt
Organism: Oncorhynchus keta (chum salmon)
Lineage: Eukaryota; Metazoa; Chordata; Actinopteri; Salmoniformes; Salmonidae
Product: schwannomin-interacting protein 1-like
Exons: 7
Coding region: 279-1022 (247 amino acids)
Biological process (GO): positive regulation of hippo signaling
Cellular component (GO): plasma membrane; cell junction
Source: RefSeq, a predicted model, not a curated record